Molecule: messenger RNA, 1352 nt
Organism: Micropterus dolomieu (smallmouth bass)
Lineage: Eukaryota; Metazoa; Chordata; Actinopteri; Centrarchiformes; Centrarchidae
Gene: tnfsf14a
Product: TNF superfamily member 14
Exons: 4
Coding region: 23-775 (250 amino acids)
Biological process (GO): immune response
Cellular component (GO): membrane
Molecular function (GO): tumor necrosis factor receptor binding
Source: RefSeq, a predicted model, not a curated record
AAUCCCUUUGAAGCAACACCCUAUGACAACUUCUGGUGGACAUUUCUACGCUGAAUCCUUUUCAGUUACAGAGAGCACUGUAGGUAUGGCUGAGGGUGGAUAUCCCUCUGUGUAUGUGGUGGACACCCAUGCCACCCGGCCAUCAGUGCCACCAAGGCUGAGCCAGGGCCAACAGCGUGCAGGGGUAGGACAGACCCUGCUGUUCCUGCUGGUGAGCGUGGCGUUGUGCGGCAUGGCCAUAGAAGCCUGCUUCAUCUACCGUCUGUACAAACCUCAAUCUGCCACCUCAGGAUCAACCGCUAUGUUACUUGCAGGUAAAGAUGUUACUCCUCCCGUUAAAAGGCCCGGUUCUGAUAUUCUUCCUUCCAAACCAGUUGCUCAUCUGACAGAUGGACAAGAUGUAGUUCAUGGAAAUAAAACCAUGGCGUGGAGCAUGGUUGCAGAUCCUCUCAUCUAUGAAAUGGACUACCAAGACAGAAGUCUCAUCAUUCAGAUUGAGGGUUUUUACUUUGUCUAUUCCAAGGUUUACUUCUUAGACACCGAUGUAUUUCACCACGCUGUUCACCUGAAAACUAAACGGUACACUGGAAAAAGUAUUACCCUCCUGGAAUCCAGAAAAUACCAGUCCAAGUCCAGCAACAUGCGAUCCAACAGUUACCUGGGUGGAGUGUUUCACUUCUACAAAGAUGAUGCCAUUUUUGUUGAAGUGAGCAACACAUCAAAGAUUUUGCGAUACCAGUCCUUUGAGAACAUCUUUGGUGCGUAUAUGAUAUAAAUAUCACAUUGAUAUUUCAAAAGUUGAUUCAAAAAUGUUAUAGAAUCUUCUCAAGGAUUGAUGAUUCUCUUUGCAAUAAAAAAGCAGGUCAGUAACUGGAGAGAGAGGAAGGUUUUGAAAACUUUUUGUGCUUUUGAACAUUACAAAGGUCUCCUCAAUUUACGAAUAUGCUUGACAGUGUAACAAAGCUCAUUUUCACAUCAGGGACUUUUUAUAUGCAUACUUUUAUACUUAACCUUCUGAAUGUUAGAAAAAUAACAUAUCAUUUGUGAUUUGGCUUGUCAUAUGGAUUUUUUUUAAAAGCACACAAAAUAUAUUGUUACAGUGCUCAGCCUUGCUGACAUAUAAAUAUAUAUUGUUGUUGAGUAUAGAUGCUAUGUGUCAUGUUCAUACCAAAAUUGGAAACAUACAAAAUGUAACCUUACACAUUUCUUUUCAGUCCUGCUGUAACACAGACUGCACACUAUUUAUUUAUUCCUCCAGUGGCAAAAUGAAUGAUACUGCUUUUCAGGUCUGCUGUAUAUAUGUGCAAUAAUGUAUACAAAACAAUGAAAUAAAAAAAGAUUGUGAUUUAAAA